Staurois parvus is the source of this 604-nucleotide messenger RNA. The record is from the annotation of a GenBank genome assembly. NCBI's taxonomy places the organism in Eukaryota, Metazoa, Chordata, Amphibia, Anura, Ranidae.
UAUAAACGGCUGGACGAGAGCAUUUUAGCCUGUGCAUGCUCCCUGGGAGUAAGCAGCACACCGGGACUUCUGUGUGAGGUCCCGAUCAUGUGAUCACUGACUGGCCAAUUAGUGAUCACAUGAAUAGUAGUAAGCCAGAUGUCACUUCUGACAUUGCUUACUACGUGUGAAAUCUGAAUGAUCACAGAGGUCACAUGGUACAAGGCUAUUCACAACAGCCUUGUACCUGUGAGAGCUUCGAUUGGUCACAGCUUGUCACAUGGUACAAGGCUGUUGCCCUGUACCAUGUGACCUCGGUGAUCAUUCACUGAUUUCACACGUAGUAAGCUAUGAUGUCAGAAGCGACAUUUUGCUUUCACCUAUUCAUGUGAUAACUGAUUGGCCAAUCAGUGAUUACAUGAUCAGGACCUCACACAUAGGUCUCGUACAGCGAUCGGUGUUCCGCUGUGUCCUCCGGACACAGCGGGCACCGUAUCGCGAUGCCGCAUGCUCCCAGGGAGCGCUUACAAUCCAAAAUGGCAGGAGUCGUUUAUGAAUGGCAACCCACCCCUGCACUGCCACCGUCCGGCCAUUUAUAUACAGCGGCUGGACGGGAAGUGGUUAA